Stegodyphus dumicola is the source of this 2240-nucleotide messenger RNA. Its product is annotated as ralA-binding protein 1-like. Lineage: Eukaryota; Metazoa; Arthropoda; Arachnida; Araneae; Eresidae. Gene Ontology annotation, molecular function: small GTPase binding; GTPase activator activity. Gene Ontology annotation, biological process: small GTPase-mediated signal transduction. The record is from RefSeq and is a predicted model, not a curated record.
UUAAAUCACUUAUACUAAGUUCUCUUAAAAUGGAUUUUGAAAGUCCUGAUGUGGAAAAGGAUUUUCCUGGUCUGUAUGCUUCUGAGAGUACUAAGAGAAGUUUGUCUCGGGACAGUGAUUUUAGUGAUGAGGAAAAAACAUCACGUAAAGAUCUUUUAGGUAAAAAGAGAGAAAAAAGGGAAUCAAAAAGGGAUAAAGGUUAUGUUGCAUUUGAAGGGGAAAGUUCUGAAGAUGAAAUUGAUGAAACAAGGAGCCCAGGAAGAAAUAAAAAAAGUAAAUCAUCUACUUUCAAAUUUCCUGGUAAAGACAAAAAAGAAAAACACAGUAAAACGAAGGAUCGGGAAGCAAAAGAAAAAAAGGAAGAGAAAGAGAAAAUAGGCAAAAGGGAAACUAAAGAACUUAAAAAAGAUGAUAAAACUAAAAUAAAAAAGAAAAAAGAAAGAACACUAUUAAAAAUAAAGGACAGGAAAAAAAAGAAUACGGAUCAAGAAAAAUCAGAAGAGAAGCCAAUUUUUGGGGUCCCACUUCAAGUAGCAGUUGAAAGAAGCAAAAGCCAUGAUGGAAUUGAAUUACCUGUAGUUGUGCGUGAAUGCAUUGAUUAUAUAGAAGAACAUGGGCUUGCAUGUGAAGGAAUAUAUAGAAUUUCUGGAUUAAAGUCUAAAAUAGGACAGUUAAAAGCUCAGUAUAACAAAGGGGAGAAAGUGUACUUAUAUGAGCAUGAACCACAUGUUGUUGCAAAUCUCCUUAAGCAGUUUUUACGAGACUUGCCAGAGCCUGUAUUGACAUUUGAACUUAAGCCAAAAUUUGAGGAAGCUGCUGCUCUGAAGAAUGAACGAAAGAAAGUGGAGACAUUGGAGAAAUUAUUGAAUGAGCUUCCUAAUUGCAACCGCCUUCUUUUAUCAUGGAUAUUUGUACAUAUGCUGCAUGUCAUAAGUUUGGAAAAAAGAAAUAAAAUGAAUCUGCAGAAUAUUUCAAUUGUUCUUGGACCUGCAAUGCAAAUAAGUCACCAUGUUUUACAAGCUUUCUUUGCACACAGUAAUGUUUUAUUUAAAGGAGUUGAAAUAAAAAAGUAUGUACCACCAAUAGAAUUAGACAGUAGCCGACUGUCCUUGGAGCUACCAGAUUCACCUUUAGCUCUUGCUGAAGAACUUUUGAAACAAGAAAAUGUGCUUAGUAUUCUGCAUGCUGAAUUGAAUGCUGGUUUAAGAGAUAAACAAAAAGAAGAGCAGCUAUGGGAAGUCCAGAGAGUUGUUACACAACUAAAAAGAAAGUUGAGAUUUGUGAGACAAGUUCAAGAUGCUUCUAAUCCUAGAUCGGAAGACAGUGAGAUCAAAAAUAAAAGCACAAAUGAUAUGGCAGUUAAUAUGGCUAUUCAACAGGUUUCAAAUACAGAAUUACCAGCAAAAUGUGAGGAAAAAUCUGAAGUAAAUCUAAAUAUUGGAAAUUCUGUAGUGAAAGAUAUUGUGGCACCUUCUAAAGAUCCUGAGAACAAAGUUUCUGAAAUGGUUAAUGUGGUGGUGGAAACGGAAAACACUGCACAAGUGUCACCCACAAGUACAGAAAAAGAGAGUGUUGCUGAAAGUUCAGUUGUGAUAAACAAGGAUGAGGGGCCAUCUAAGUCAGAGGAAAAAAGUGUCUCUAGGGAAGUUCAUGUAGUAGAUACAUUUGAAAAGUCUACAUCUCAGCUUCAGGAACGCUGUGCGGAUAAUUUCACACAGUGUAAAAAUGAAUCUGUUCCUGUUCUUCAUCGAGAAGGAAGAAGACUCCAAUUGAAAUGUGAUGAACUCAUGCUUUUGUGUGAUGAAUUGAAACAAAAAUUAAAUUCUGAGACGUUAGAGAUUGAAAGAUUGAAAAUGGAAGUCAGCGAGUAUCAGCAACUCUAUAAGUUUAAACGGUAUUCCUUUGAUUCAACUGAAAAUAGUUCAUCUGACAGGGGUGAUAGCAGUGCUUCUGAUGCUGAUGAUGAGGAAGAAGAUUUAGCUGCAGUUCUUGAAGAUCUGAUGAAAGAUAAUAAACAGUUAGAGGUAAACAUAUCAGAAGGAGCAAAUCUUAUGUCAAUAUAUCCUCGGUUUAUACUUGGGAGGGCAAACUGGGAACUCUUCUCAUCUCUUGCAGAGUUCACCAAAGAAAUGAUAAAAGAUGUGCCUAUUGAUGAUGCAGUAAUAGCUGUUACUAAUAUUACAAUGCAGGCAGCUAUAGCCUGUAUACCAAUGACAUCAGAAAAUCUACAAAAAUAUUGA